This is a messenger RNA of Agrilus planipennis (emerald ash borer), 772 nucleotides long. RefSeq names its product stomatin-2-like. The transcript has 4 exons. Lineage: Eukaryota; Metazoa; Arthropoda; Insecta; Coleoptera; Buprestidae. The coding region runs from base 211 to 672 and encodes 153 amino acids. Gene Ontology annotation, cellular component: plasma membrane. The record is from RefSeq and is a predicted model, not a curated record.
GACUUUAUAUAUUGCUUUUAUUUUGGAACCUUAGAACGUAUAAUAAAGAGCUUUUACUGUAUACGUUCACGUUUCGGACAGUGCAGUAGCCACUCAUACUCUUUCAAAGCACAAAUUCGAAGUUCAGUUUAAUCGUGUUAUUAGGUGCUUACGAAGGAUUCUGUAACGGUAAGUGUUGAUGCUGUUGUCUACUACAGAGUCGAAGACACCAUGAAGGCAAUUCUUAAUGUUGAAAGUUACGUUAAUUCGACGAAGCUCUUGGCCAUGACAAUACUUCGAAAUGUUCUUGGCAUGAGAAGCCUUUCCGAAAUUUUAACAGAACGCGACACUUUAGCGUUGAGUAUGCAAACAAUUUUGGACGAGGGUACGCAACCAUGGGGCGUUAAGGUGGAGAGGGUAGAAAUAAAAGAAGUGAGAAUUCCCACCCAGCUUCAAAGGGUAAUGGCGGCUGAAGCCGAAGCUUCUAGAGAAGCCCGAGCUAAGGUAAUAGCAGCAGAGGGCGAGUUGAAAGCUUCCAGAGCUUUGAAGGAGGCAGCAGAUGUUAUCAAUUCUAGUCCGGGUGCAUUGCAGCUAAGAUUCUUACAAACACUUAAAGAUAUUUCGGCAGAGAAGAACUCAACAAUAAUUUUUCCACUACCAGUUGAACUGAUUACCCCCUUGAUGCGUCGUUAGAAAAAUAUAAAAAGACAAUAUUUACGUUUAAUGUUAAUGUAAUUUUAUAAUACAAAGAAUAAGCCCAGUAAGAAUUAAGAUUACUAUUUCGUUAAAGGAA